Erythranthe guttata (spotted monkey flower) is the source of this 2532-nucleotide messenger RNA. RefSeq names its product peptidyl-prolyl cis-trans isomerase FKBP43. The record is from RefSeq and is a predicted model, not a curated record. Gene Ontology annotation, molecular function: peptidyl-prolyl cis-trans isomerase activity. NCBI's taxonomy places the organism in Eukaryota, Viridiplantae, Streptophyta, Magnoliopsida, Lamiales, Phrymaceae.
AAUUUUAAAAUAAAUGAAAUAUUUCUUAGGCCGGGAAAAAGCCCUCUCAGAAAAGCAUUUCAGUAUUUAUUUACAAGGAAACCAAAUCAAUUACGUCAUUUAUCUUUAAUAUAUGUUGAUUGAUGACUCAUUAACUGCGUUUGUUAAGCCAAUGUAUAAAACCAUUGGGGGUUUAAGAAUAACAUCGAAUCACGAAUCACGAAUCACUCUCUCUUUCUCUCUCUCUCUCUCUCACAGGCACACACAAACUAGGGUUUAAAGAGAGAGAAGGAUCAGUGAUAUAAACCAAGUAGCUGUAUGUAUUUACUCUAGUAUUGCUGUUCCUGACAGUCUCUACUUGCGAUAAUGGCUUUCUGGGGGAUAGAGGUAAAACCGGGAAAGCCAGUCACUCAUUCAUGUGAAAAAGCUAGGGGAAGGCUUCGAAUUUCGCUGGCGAGUCUCGGAAGUAGUGGAGCUGCAAAGAAAACAAUCGUUCAGUGUAAUGUGGGAAACACAACUCCAAUCUUACUGUGUUCGUUGCUGCCAAACAAAAUAGAGACACUCAAUGUAGGUUUGGAGUUUGACGAAGCAGAUGAUGUUGUUUUCUCUGUUAUUGGUCCCCGAAGCGUUUACCUCAGUGGUUAUUAUGUCCUUCAAUGUCAACGGUCAAAUGUGCAGAGUGAUACAGAAUCGUAUGGUGUGGAUAUUGAAAACUCUGAGACAGAUGGAUCUAAUUACAAUAGCGAUGAUGGUGAUGAUAAAUACGAGGACAGUUUUAUUGAUGACGAUGGAACACAAGUUUGUCCAAAUUAUCAUGGCAAAGGAAUAGAUGAGCCGAAGCGCAGAAAGGGUAAUGGUGAACAAGUUAAGAAGAAAUGGCCAUUUGUUGACUCAGAUAAUGAAGCUAAUUCAGAUGAAGAUGAAGAUGAAGAUGAAGAUGCCGAUGCCUACAUUUUAUCUUCAUAUAGUAAAGGAGCUGUGAAGGCAAGUCUAUUUGAUUCUGAAGAAGAAUUUGCUAAGAUAAUUGUAGAAACGGGGGAUGAGGCAAACAUUGAUGGUGCAUGUGCUACUGAAUCAAAUCAGAAGGUUGAUCCUUUAGAUAUCAAUGACAAUCUAGAGAGAGAGACGAAGAUACCAUUGGAUGAAGAAGAAUGGGUUGAGGCCAAGGAAGUGGAGACUCGAGAGGAAAAUAUUGUUUCAAAUGAGCAGGUUUUAACUGGCGAAGCAACUCUUGGAAACAAUGUAACGAACCCCACCAUGAACCAGAAUUCGCUUAUGAACGAUGAGAUGCAAUCCCCUGAUCUGUUUGAGAUCUGUGAAAUACCAAAAAACAAAAGAAAACGACCAUCAGCCGAGGCAUGCCAAGUUCAGACAGGUUACGAGGAUUCCACUGAGAAAGAGCAUCAAUUCGAAGCCUCCAGUGACGUGGAAACUGGUACAAAUUCUGUGGAUGGUCAAAAAUCAAGGAAGAAAAGGAAUGUAGUAGAGUGCACACAAGGACUUGACGAGAAAUGUCAGGAUAUUCCUGAAAAUGAUAAUAAACACGACCAGGGUUUAGUACAACAUGCUGACAGUGUGAUACAAAAAGAUGUUCCGAUAUUAAAUGUUGAAUCUGAGGAACAGCGUAGCUUAGAAGAAACCUCUGCAGAAUGUCCUGAUAUACCGAAAGAGGAUAAUCUUGAAGAAGGUGUUCUAAGACAUGCUGACAUCAUCAUCAACGAUCAGCCAGCAGCACCAAAUGAAGAGUUUCAGGAACAACGGAUUGAUACCAAUGCCGGCACAAGUCAAUCUGAGAAGAUGACUAAGAAAAAGAGGAAGAAAAGUAAAACUCGGAGGGACUCGAACACGAAUGUGACUAAGAUGACGGAUAAUGAAGAGACAACAAAUGCAGUGUCGAUUCAAAAGAGGACCUUAUCAAAUGGGUUGAUUAUUGAAGAGUUGGCAAGUGGAUCACGUAAGGGAAAAGUAGCUACUCCUGGUAAAAAGGUCAAAUUUUAUUACACUGGCAUGGUGAAGGAGAGUGGGUUUGUUUUUGACUCAUAUGAUAAAAGGCCUUUCAAGUUUCGAUUAGGUAAUGAAGAAUUUAUUGAUGGAUGGAAUUUUGGCAUUGACGGUAUGCGUGUUGGUGAUAAAAGGAGGCUGAUAAUCCCGCCUUCUUUGGGUUUUGGGGAUUAUAGAAUGGGAGAGAAUAUUCCGCCUAACUCGUGGCUUGUGUACGAUAUUGAGUUGGUUAGUGUCCGUAAAUAACCUCUUCUGGUUUAAUUUUUUGUCCUGGAAGAAAUGGGGUCUGAAGCUUUAUGGUCCAGCUCAAAAUAUAGAAGCAGAACCUCUUUUUGUUUUUUUGUUUUUGGUUUUUUUGGCUUUGAUCUAAAGAUAUCAAUGGUGCAAGUAUAUAUAUGGAACUUGGAUAUCUGUAAAAUGCUAUCAAUGCCCCUGUAAAAAGGUUCAUGCGAUUGACACUGCAUUUCUGUUACACUGCUGAUGUGGCAAAAUUCGCCAUUGUUGAGUCCCAUGAGUAGUUGAAAGAUGGAAUUUUAUCAUUUGUUUUUGAAG